CUAAUGGCAUGGCUACAUAAAGCCGGGUUAAUCAAAUAUGGGUCUUGAUUAUUAUCAGUUACUGAAUAUACCUCGAAGUGCUGACCAUGCAGAGAUAUGCAAGGCUUACCGAAGAUUGGCUUUACACUACCAUCCUUGCUGCGCUCAACCUGGAGAAGACUUCAGUGAAUGCUUUUCGGCCAUCUCAGAGGCCUACGAUGUUCUGUCAGACUUGAAAAAGAAGGCAAUUUAUGACCGAUUUGGAGAAGAAGGUUUGAAAGGUGGUGCACCAAUCAAUUCAGAAUGGACGAAGCCCUAUGUAUAUCAUGGAGAUCCACACAAAACGUUCAUGUCUUUUUUUGGAACAGAUAAUCCUUUCAACCGAUUUCAGGAAGAAAUGGACUCACAAGUUGAACAUAACUUCGGAGGUCUUAACGGUCGUGGUCGUCCUCAUCAAGACCCACCAAUUGAACGUGAAAUGUCUCUGACCCUCGAAGAAAUUUACAAUGGAUGUACUAAAAAGAUGAAGAUUUCCCGCCGAAUAAUGAAUGAAGACGGACACACAAGUAGCAUCAAGGAUAAAAUACUUUCAUUGACUGUUUUUCCUGGAUGGUAUGAAGGCACUCGGAUCACAUUCCCCAAGGAAGGUGAUCAAGGUCCAAAUACAAUUCCAGCUGACAUUGUAUUUAUUUUACGUGAUCAUCCACAUAAACAUUUCAAGCGUGAAGGAACUGACUUAAUAUUUACUUCACCAGUGCCAUUGGGCCAAGCUUUGUUAGGUUGUAUUGUAGAUGUCCCUACAUUAGACGGAAGAUUGUUACAUGUUCCAAUCACGGAAAUCAUUCAUCCCAACUAUGAAAAAGUAGUGCCAGGUGAAGGUAUGCCAUUACCUGAUAAUCCAGAGAAGAAAGGAGAUUUACGAAUUCGAUUCAAUAUUCAAUUUCCUAAAAAAUUAAGUGGCGAUCAAAAGUUAAGUAUUGAAAGAGCAUUUUUUGGAUAAUUUUACCGUUCUUGGACAAUACUAUUUUUAUCAUUUUGAAGUCAUAGUAGACACUCAUGGAUAUAUAUAUAUAUAUAUAU
This is a messenger RNA of Schistosoma bovis, 1059 nucleotides long. The record is from the annotation of a GenBank genome assembly. Lineage: Eukaryota; Metazoa; Platyhelminthes; Trematoda; Strigeidida; Schistosomatidae.